Molecule: messenger RNA, 723 nt
Organism: Geodia barretti
Lineage: Eukaryota; Metazoa; Porifera; Demospongiae; Tetractinellida; Geodiidae
Source: the annotation of a GenBank genome assembly
AUGAACCUCCCGCCGACACGGGAUUUUGGCGCAGCUUGCAAGCCAAAACUUGCUGUCAAAAGUCGGUCCGCCAUCGCAGGCAGCGGGACCGUUAAGCUUAUCGCGGAGGUGAAGAAAAAAUCACCCAGUAAAGGCAUUAUCCGCGAGGAUUUCGAGCCGGUGUCAAUUGCCGAAACCUACGUCGAAAAUGGUGCUGCUGCGAUCUCUGUGCUGACAGACAAACAUUUUUUCGCAGGCGAACUCGCCUACCUGCGCGCAAUCCGAGAAGUCGUUGAUGUACCGCUCCUCCGAAAAGAUUUCACAAUUGAUCCGUAUCAUAUCUACCAAGCUCGCGUCGCGGGGGCAGAUGCUAUCUUACUGAUUGUGGCGGCAUUGACAGCGGCACAACUACGGACAUUCAUGGAUGUUGCAGAGUCGUUGUCACUGGCGUGUUUGGUGGAGGUACACACACAAGAAGAAUUAGCCAUCGCGUUAGAUGUUGAUGCACAAAUUAUCGGCAUUAAUAACCGAGAUCUGCGCACAUUUCACACGGACAUUGCCACAACGUUUCGGUUGCGUGAAGCUAUUCCAGCAGAUAAGAUUGUGGUGAGUGAAAGCGGUAUCUACUCGCAUGAAGACGUGAUGCGGUUACAGGAAGCAGGUGUGCAGGCGAUGCUUGUCGGUGAGUCGUUGAUGCGGAGCCCUGACAUUGGUGAACAGGUUCGAUAUCUCUUAAACUAUUAA